UUCAAACCAGCAGUGUGAGGUUGUCUGGCAGAAAGGCAGUUGGGGCGGUUUAUUCUUCAGAGAAAAAAAUAUAUGAUCGACUAUGUUUUAAAUACCAAGCUCUAAAGAUGUCAGAUCUUGAGAAUGAGUUUAAAGCGUUGCGAAGGAAGGUGCAGGAGGGUGAAGAGGCUCUUCAGAGGGCUGGACAGUAUGGACUUCAACUCUUGGAUGAUAAAAUGGAUCUACACAACAAACUGGAGGAGCAGCGAAUUGAGAUGUCCAAUGUCAUUGAGGCCCUGGAGCAAGAGAAAUACUCUCUGCUUAGGGAAGUUGAGUUAAAGGGCCGCAUAUUGGAAAGUCUUCGUUCCGAAUUUGAUGUUGUCAAAAACCACCAGAAACAUCAGCUGGAGCAGCAGCAAACUCUUUUGGAGAGGAGUCAUGCUCUUGAGAUCAGUGACUUAAAGAAUAAGGUGGAGAAAAUGAAGGCAGAUUUAGAGGAAGCUCAACUGGCUGGGAAGCAGAUGAAGCACAAGCUGGACCAGCAAUCUGAAGCACUGAGCAGCAAAACUGAAGAGCUGCGUUUCUUUACUGAGCGUGCACAUGAAACCAUGUCCUCAGAGAUCCUGGAGCUGCAAGUGCAGAAGAUGGACAUGGAAUCAGUAAUGGAGACUUUAGAGCAGGAACUUCAGGAGGCACGAUACAAAGAAGAACAGCUGAAUUUGGCCAACACGACCCUCCAGAGGCAACUGGAGAGACUCACAGAGGAGAAGGAAGAGAGAGAGAAAGAGGCAGUGUCCUGCUAUAAUGCUUUGGAAAAAGCUCGUGAAGCCAACCAAGAUCUUCAAAUCCAACUAGAACAAGUGUUGCAACAGGCACAGGAUCCCAACAGCAAAGGCAAUUCCUUGUUUUCUGAGGUAGAGGACAAAAGAGCAGAGAUGGAAAGGCAAAUGAACAGCAUGAGAAGACAGUACGAGUCUCUACAGAAGCAGCAUGUUCUCACCAAACAACACAUGCACCGUAUGAAGAUGCAGUUAGCCACCCUUAUGCAGCUGCAGGGCAACAGGGCCGACCCAGCCCAGCUUGAACGAUUGCAGUUCAUGUUAUCUGAAAAGAACAAUGAAAUAGAGACCUUGAUGAUGAAAGUAAGAGAGCUGGAAAAAGCAAAGGUGUCUGUAACAGACCAGCAUCAACCUGUCCAGUCUAAAGAAAAUGAGCUUGUGGAUGAGACUUACUACACAGAUCUAUUAAAAAUGCAACUUUCAAAUUCAAAAAAAGAUGCAGAGAAACUGAAGGAUGAGUUAUCCAUGGCAAGAAUGAAGGGUCUCUCUGAAAGUCAGAGAGUGUUGGAGUUAGAGAGGAAACUCUAUGGUGCAGAGCAAAUGCUGAAACAAAGACACAGUGACAACAUGAAGCUCCAAGUCAAGCUUGAAGAACUACAGAUGAAAUACACACCGAAUGAGGUGAAUAAAUCACAAGUACAGAAGCGUCGCCGUGAGAAGUUUCCAGUAGUCACUACAGAGGAAAAGUCAGCACCUAGCAAAGAGGAAACUGUGACAAUGGAUAUUGAGCCAGCCAAGACCUCUAGUGGAAAUACAGAGGAAAAAGCUCUCAGUCAUCCUGUUGAGAAGCCCACCGUGGUCCCGUUACAGUCUGCACAAACCACAGAGCCCAACCCGGUCUUGCCUCGUGAAAACAAGUCUGUCCGAAUCUGUGAGGAUCCCCCAGUCUGCAUUCCUGAUGCACCCAGUAGCAAGAUUGACGAUCAAACACACAGCAAUGAAGAAGAGAACUGGAGAGCUGAGAAAAAGAGGAAAAAGUACCAACCUACCCACGUUAACUCAGAAAAAACCAUGGCAAGCGAGUGUGCUCAACAGUAGUGCUAAUGUAAAUUGUAAUUGUUUUAUAGUUUGUUAAAGAAUUUUGUCAAGUUUAUGCUUGUAAUUAAGAUAUUUUUUAAUAAUAAUUUGAACCAUAACAUGCACAUGCUUUACAGCACAUCUUUAAUACAUUUAGCAAUACCUCUGUUAUGAACUAUUUAA
Messenger RNA from Xyrauchen texanus (razorback sucker), 2018 nucleotides. It is a transcript of the gene spdl1, whose product is annotated as spindle apparatus coiled-coil protein 1. The transcript is spliced from 12 exons. The record is from RefSeq and is a predicted model, not a curated record. NCBI's taxonomy places the organism in Eukaryota, Metazoa, Chordata, Actinopteri, Cypriniformes, Catostomidae. Gene Ontology annotation, cellular component: spindle pole; outer kinetochore. Gene Ontology annotation, molecular function: kinetochore binding. Bases 108 to 1856 code for a protein of 582 amino acids. Gene Ontology annotation, biological process: mitotic metaphase chromosome alignment; establishment of mitotic spindle orientation; protein localization to kinetochore.